GGUAAAACCCACCAAUUUGGAACGCCCAUAUAUACGAAAUUACGAACAAACAAACUUCGGAGAGCUCCAAAUCAUAUUUCGAUUGGCAAAACCCUUUUUUUAUCGCGAGCACACGACUUCCUUCCGAUUUCGAUUUUUCUUCUUCGUUUCUGAUUAGUGAUUUUUGAAUAAUAACCUAAAGAUGUUUGGAAGAGGUGCCCCAAAAAAGAGCAAUAAUACGAGAUACUAUGAGAUAUUAGGUGUUCCGAAAACCGCUUCACAAGAUGAUCUCAAAAAGGCUUACCGGAAAGCCGCCAUUAAAAACCACCCCGAUAAGGGCGGUGAUCCUGAAAAGUUUAAGGAGGUAGCGCAAGCAUAUGAGGUACUGAGCGACCCAGAGAAGCGUGAGAUAUAUGAUCAGCAUGGUGAGGACGCCUUGAAGGAAGGAAUGGGUUCUGGACCUGGUGGUCAUGACCCCUUUGACAUCUUCCAGUCUUUCUUUGGCAACAGUCCUUUUGGUCCUAGUAAUACUAGCAGCAGAGGACGAAGGCAACGAAAAGGCGAAGACGUGGUCCAUCCUCUUAAAGUGUCUCUUGAGGAUCUCUAUAAUGGAACCUCCAAAAAGCUCUCUCUUUCACGCAAUAAACUCUGUAUUAAGUGCAAGGGAAAGGGUUCAAAGUCAGGUGCUUCCAUGACAUGUGGUAGUUGUCAAGGUUCUGGAAUGAAGGUGUCUAUCAGGCAUCUUGGCCCAUCUAUGAUCCAGCAAAUGCAACAUCCUUGUAACGACUGCAAGGGUACUGGAGAAGCCAUCAGUGAUAAGGAUCGAUGCCCGACUUGCAAGGGUGAGAAAGUGACACCAGAGAAGAAGCUUAUUGAAGUCCAUGUGGAGAAGGGCAUGCAGAAUGGACAGAAAAUUACCUUCCCUGGAGAGGCCGAUGAAGCUCCUGACACAGUUACUGGCGAUAUUGUAUUUGUUUUGCAACAAAAAGAGCACCCUAAGUUCAAGCGAAAGGGGGAUGACUUAUUCUUUGAGCACACAUUGAGCUUGACUGAGGCCCUUUGCGGGUUUCAGUUCAUCUUGACACAUUUGGAUAACAGACAACUUCUUAUCAAAUCUCAGCCUGGAGAGGUUGUUAAGGCUGAUUCUUUCAAGGCAAUAAAUGACGAAGGCAUGCCGAUGUAUCAAAGGCCAUUUAUGAAGGGUAAGCUGUACAUCCACUUCACUGUGGAAUUCCCUGAAUCUUUGUCCCCAGAGCAAUGCAAGAUGCUGGAGACGGUGCUGCCACCAAAGCCUUUGAUGCAAAUGACCGACAUGGAGCUCGAUGAAUGUGAGGAGACUACUCUCCAUGAUGUCAACAUUGAAGAAGAGAUGAGAAGGAAGCAGCAUCAACAACGAUCUCAAGAAGCAUAUGAUGAAGAUGAUGAGAUGCCUGGGGGAGCACAAAGGGUACAAUGUGCACAGCAAUGAUAAUUGGAAGGCUUUUUGGGUUAAGGUUGCUGGUUUAUAGGUGUGUUUUGUAAGGCAAUAAUGUCUUAGUGUAAUUUUCUUUUAUUGUUAUAUUGCUAUUUGUCUUGGGAACCUUUAAUAUGUAUGGAGUAUUCUAGUCAUUUGUUCUAGAAAGCCUUUUUUGCCUGUUAUGCAACAUCCUUCUUUUCUUA
This is a messenger RNA of Erigeron canadensis, 1638 nucleotides long. Its product is annotated as dnaJ protein homolog. Gene Ontology annotation, biological process: protein refolding; response to heat. The transcript has 7 exons. Gene Ontology annotation, molecular function: Hsp70 protein binding; ATP binding. Gene Ontology annotation, cellular component: cytosol; cytoplasm. Bases 182 to 1447 code for a protein of 421 amino acids. Lineage: Eukaryota; Viridiplantae; Streptophyta; Magnoliopsida; Asterales; Asteraceae. The record is from RefSeq and is a predicted model, not a curated record.